Molecule: messenger RNA, 3618 nt
Organism: Aspergillus terreus NIH2624
Lineage: Eukaryota; Fungi; Ascomycota; Eurotiomycetes; Eurotiales; Aspergillaceae
Product: putative inositol polyphosphate phosphatase
Exons: 6
Coding region: 1-3618 (1205 amino acids)
Biological process (GO): phosphatidylinositol dephosphorylation
Molecular function (GO): protein binding; phosphatidylinositol-4,5-bisphosphate 5-phosphatase activity
Source: RefSeq, a predicted model, not a curated record
AUGGAGGGCUCCCGCAAGGACAAGGACGCUACCGAUAAUGCUCCCAUCAGACCAGUGUCCUCCCUUCUGUCCCAUUUCGAGAAUCUCUCUCACCGUCGCUCCCCGUCCGCUCUGCCUGCCAGCUCACGCGACCCAUCAUCCUUCUUGAGAACCCCCGAACCCGCCGACGAAAGCCGUUCCCGCGCGUCGCUGGACCUCCCUCGGCCCCGGUCCCCGUGGCUCGCCUCGAAUGAGUUUCAGAAUGGCCAUCAGAUCGAGAGGACGAACGGCGACCCUGUUCGCCAGACAGGGUCUCCCGGACGGUCGAAACGGCAAAACAGGCCCAUGUCGAUGACCUUCCAUUCUUCGCCUCAGCUUGCCCCAACCUUGACUGUCGACUCGCCGCGGUCACCCCCGCGUGAAUUAGGGACGUUCGGCCGCGACGAGGAUAUUCGCGCAUCUCGCAGUCCCCCGCGUGCAGCGCCAAACUCCCUACCCCCCAGGCCGGUUCCUCGGGGAGCCACUUACACCCGACCGGGGACGCCUACUCUUGCCUCGUCGGUCCCUACGGAGCGGAAAAUCGGACAUCUGUCUCCUGGGGCGGUGCCACCAGCGAACGAUGCGCAGUCGGAUCGGAAGUCGAAGAGCGCAUCAUUGCCCCCCCCGGCGAACCGCGCCGAGAAACCCAAGAUCCCUGCGAAACCUGCUGCCCUCUCCUUCCAGGACGGGCGGUCUUUGUCGCCGCAGCCAGAGCGUGCACCCUCGGAAGAUCGAGUCUCGCCGUUUAGCACACCUCCCAGCAGCCCCGAGAAGCCGUCGCCCAAGCGCCUGUCGCACCGUCCCAUUUACCACUCGCAUUCUCCGUCGCAACAGCCCACUGAACCGCCACCCCGACGGUCAAUCGACGAUCGUUCGCCUCUACCACUGUCCCGUUCUCUGCGCGAUGACUCAGAGAGGUCGCAGCCCCGCAGGCCACCGAUUCCUGAGCACACGAAGCCUCUCGCGGUGCGGAUCCCUCAAGGACCGCUGUCUGUGCACGGGGAGACCAUGUCCAGCGUUCCACUGUCCGCUCGCAUCCAGACCCCUGAUACUCCCCGCGAGCGCCCUAACCUCCCCCCACGACAUCCAUCGGUAGCCCGCCGGACAGGUCGGUCCCCGGCGAGAGCUCCCCAACGUUUGGACAGUCCCGCGCAACCUUUGCCUUCCCCACGGCCCGAACAGCGCCCACCGUUUCCUGCCGAGGCACAGAAGCCGAUCCAAACCCCUCACCAGGUUCAAAGACAACCGUCAUUCUCGAGAGAAACGAAGCCCGGACAGGCGCCUGCCAUUCCGGAACGGCCAGUCGUUGAGCGACAACCCGUUCGACCGGCGCCGGUUGCCGUCCCGAGCGAGGACGAGCAGCCUCCGGACGACCAGCCGGUUCCGCGAACUGACUAUCCGGAUGCUUCUUUUGCGAACCGUCGGCCGCCAAUCUUGAAAACGGGGCCGCAAGAGAUUCCGACGCGGUACGAUACUAGACUUAUCGACGUGUGCGGAAAGCAUGCCUGCACCACGGGUUACAUUACGCGGGUCUGGGAUCUGACCAGUGGAGAACAGCUCAUGAGUGUCAGUCAUGGGGAGACGGUGAAAUGUCUUUCAUUGGCGUUUAAGCCGGGAGUGGGCUUGGAAGACGAGGGCCAGCGCAUCUGGCUAGGAACUAAUGCCGGGGAGCUCCACGAAGUUGAUAUUCCCACUCAGUCGAUCGUGGCGUCGCGGUCGUAUCCGUCCCGGCGCGAGAUUAUCAAGAUUCUGCGCCACAAAAAGGAGAUGUGGACUAUCGAUGACGAGGGUCGUCUACUUGUAUGGCCUCCAGAUGAGUCCGGUGUGCCCAACCUCCAAUACAGUUACCACAACCCAUACGACCGCGUCGCGCGUGGACAUACGUUUUCAAUGGUGGUUGGCGACACUUUAUGGCUCGCGACCGGCAAGGAGGUGCACAUCUAUCGACCCAAUGCUCGGGACGAUGUAUCAUUCAAAGUUCUGAAGCGGCCACUGGGCUCGCAGCACUCGGGAGAUGUGACGUCGGGCGCCUAUACCACCAGAGAUGGAGGUCGAGUAUACUUGGGCCACGCCGAUGGCAAGGUCACGGUGUAUUCCUCUAGUGAUUAUGCUUGUCUGUCGGUUGUGAACGUGAGCGUGUACAAGAUUAAUUGCUUGGGUAUCGUUGGUGAUCAUCUCUGGGCUGGCUACAAGACUGGCAUGAUCUAUGUCUAUGACACCAGCACAACGCCGUGGACUGUGCGCAAGGACUGGAGAGCUCAUGAUAGCCCCGUGUCCGGGUUCCUUCUCGACUCGAGCAGCGUGUGGACGAUGAAUCGAUUGCAAGUCACUUCUCUUGGAACGGACAACUGUAUUCGUCUUUGGGAUGGCAUGCUCGAGGAUGACUGGCUGGAGACUCGAAUGCAAGCCAAGGAUGUCGAGUUCUGCACCUUUAGAGAGAUCCGCGCUGCUAUUGUCACGUGGAACGCUGGUGCAUCUACUCCGGGCAGUGUCAAGGCGUCGACGUUCAUCCAAGAUGCUAUCCAUCCGGAUAAUCCGCCCGAAAUUCUGGUGUUUGGGUUCCAGGAGCUGGUGGAUCUGGAGAACAAGAAAAUCACGGCUAAGAGCUUGCUCAUGAGCAGCAAGAAGAAGGAGAGCGGAGAAAAAGAGCAUAUGAGCCGUCAAUACCGGGUUUGGAUGGAAUAUCUGACACGAUCUAUCAACGAGUGCAUGCCUCUGGACGAGUCCUAUGUCCUUUUGCAUAGCGCCAACCUGAUUGGUCUCUUCACGUGUGUAUUUGUCAAGCAUAAGGAACGACAACGGAUCAAGAGCCUGAGCGCCGCGGAAGUGAAGCGCGGGAUGGGUGGAUUGCAUGGCAACAAGGGUGCCUUGAUUCUCCGGUUCGUUCUGGACGACAGCUCCCUCUGCUUUGUGAACUGUCACCUGGCUGCAGGUCAAAGCCACACGGCCCACCGUAACAACGACAUUGCUGCCAUUCUCGAGACGGAGUCGCUGCCGGCGGAGCAGAGCUUGAUCACGCGUGCGGACCACUUCGUCAACGGCGGAGAUGGGUCCAUGAUCAUGGACCAUGAGAUCUGUAUCCUGAACGGAGACCUGAACUACCGCAUCGACUCCAUUCCACGCAACGUGAUAAUCGAAGACAUCCGGAACAACAACCUCAGCAAGCUGCUGGAUCGCGAUCAGUUGCUCGCCUCGCGACGCAAAAACCCUGGCUUCCGGCUGCGUGCGUUCAACGAGGCGCCCAUCACUUUUGCCCCGACCUACAAGUAUGACGUCGGCACGGACGAGUACGACUCGAGCGACAAGAAGCGAUCUCCGGCGUGGUGUGAUCGCGUGCUGUACCGCGGUCUCGGCCGGGUGAAACAGCUGGAGUACCGACGCCAUGAGGUGCGGGCGUCCGACCACCGGCCCGUAAGCGCGUACUUCAAGCUUCGGAUCAAGACGGUGCUGCCGAAGGAGCGGGCGGCGGUAUGGGAGACGUGUCAGCAGGAGUUCCAACAAGAGAAGAGACGGCUCGCUUCCGAGGCGAGCAUCGAAUAUCUGAUCAGCGUCCUUGGCACCGACCCGCAGCAGGCACGAGCCCUGAUCCUGGGUAGUUAG